Molecule: messenger RNA, 1110 nt
Organism: Effrenium voratum
Lineage: Eukaryota; Dinophyceae; Suessiales; Symbiodiniaceae
Source: the annotation of a GenBank genome assembly
AUGUGCAGCCUCGCCAGCCUGGUGCAGCUGGAUGGCAAGGCAGGGCUGCUGGACGAGCACCUGCUGGACCUGUAUAUCUACUACGCGCUUAUGGCGGUGCAAAGCCCACAGCCCAGGACGCGCGUGGGGGGGGUGGCGAUCCUCUGUGGCGUGGCCCAGCACUCGCAGGCGGUGCUCGGGCUACUCCCUAGCUUCACAGCCCUCUCCAACGACGAGUGGUGGGAGGUGCAGGCGCAGCUCCUGCGGCUGGCAGCGCAGCUACUGCUGCGCCUGGCCGGGGAGCGCGGUCAGGCGCCGACGGAGGAUGAUGGCAGUGCCAGCGGAGCUAGCAGGGCAGAUGAGACUGAGGCCAGCGCAGAGACUAUGAUCGAUGAGGUGCUGGGCAUCAUCAGCAGACUCUUUGUGGUGAGCAACUCCAAGAACGUCUUGCAGGUUGGUCUCAGCUCGCUUGUCUACGUGCUGCCAGAGUACCCCAACCUGCUGCCCAACUUUGUGGCCGUGCUCUUGGCCCAGCGCCCUGACCUUCGGCAGCGCUUGCUGACGCCGGAGGAGCGAGUGCGACGCAGCUACGUACACGGCAAUGCCACCUUUAUGUACGAGGAGACUUGCCUGCUGGAUGUGUGGCCUCACCUGGACAUUGCCAAAACCCUGGCCAUGCAACUGGAGGCCAUGCAGCUCCAGCGCCUGGAGAGUGAGCACCUGGAGGUUCUCCUUGCGAGCCUGCCCUUUUUCUUUGAGGACGAGGACGCGGAUGAGUGGCUCCACGUCUUUGCAAAGGUGAAGCAGCUCCUCUUCGCUGCGCUGGUGGAGCCUGAGCUCCACGUGCUGAGUGGGCAGAUCGUGAAGAAGUUCUGGGCCUGCGGUGCCGAGACGCUGGCGCAGGGAUGCAGGGAGGGCUCCAGGCCAGACUUCCUGCAGGCGCUCCACUUGCUCUACACGCCCGACACGCACCAUGUUGAGGAGGCCACCCUCUUGGUUUUCCUGCGGGAGCUCAAGCAUCACAACGAGGACCUUCAGUCCGAGGUGGAGAGCUUGCUGGAGGCCUUCAUGGACGAGUAUCCUGAGGAGUACCAGGCUUCGCAGCUGGAGACCGUCUUGAAGGACGCGUGA